CGCUGCGGCGCGGCCAGGGGCGGGACGGGGCCUCCGCCCGGCAGCCGCUCCCCGCAGCGCCCCGCGUCUACUUGGGUCGGGGUACCGGCCGCAUCUCGGCGUCCCCGGGCCUGCACGGCUGCGGCUGAGCGGCAGCUCAGAAGUACCGGUGCCAUAACCAUAUGCACUUUGAUGAUAAAAGUCGUAAUUUUUCACGCCUUAUGUGAGAAAAAGUUUGUGAUCUUCACUUCUUCCAGAGGAAUGAUCAGGGGCUCUGCUCUGGCCCUAUUAACGUGGCUGUCCUUGUACAGUAACCAGUACCUACAACUUUGCCACUGCAAGUUGUGAAUAAAAAGAAAAUUUAAAUGUCUUCAGAAGACAAAGAAGCUCAGGAGGAAGAGCUGCUGGCUUUGGCUAGCAUUUAUGAAGAUGAAUUUAAGAGAGCUGAGUCUGCCCAAGGAGGAGAAACAAGAAUUUGUCUGGAGUUACCCCAAAACUUCAAAAUUUUUGUGAGUGGCAGUUCCACAGAGAGCCUCCAGAGCAACAGAUAUGAAUACACCGUUUGCUUUCUGCCUCCCCUUGUGUUGAAUUUUAAACUCCCACCAGACUACCCAUCAACCUCCCCACCAGUGUUUACCCUCAGUGGAAAAUGGCUCUCCCAAGCCCAGCUCAGUGCUCUCUGCAAGCAUUUGGACAAUGUAUGGGAAGAGAAUCGAGGCUGUGUGAUCUUAUUUGCCUGGAUGCAGUUUCUGAAAGAGGAAACACUGAGUUAUCUGAAUAUUUCUUCCCCAUACGAGCUAAAAAUGUGCCAUGAAGGGAACAGGCAGAGCAGGACACCUUUGGUCUCUCUCGAGGCUGAGAAGGAUUGUGGUGGUGCAGCAGGCUCUGCCGCAGCUGGAGAAGAUAUGAUCGAUGCAAGAGCUGUGCAGGAUGUGAUAUCAUUGUCGAGUCUGGUUACAGAAAUCUUGGACUUCGAUCAGGCUCAGAGGAGGAAGUGCUUUAACAGUAAGAUGCACUUGUGCAAUAUCUGCUUCAAUGAGAAGCUGGGUAGUGAAUGUAUGUACUUCACCGUGUGCAACCAUGUAUACUGCAAAGCAUGCCUGAAGAACUACUUUGAAAUGAAGAUCAGGGAUGGUCAGGUCCAGUCUCUCUACUGUCCAGAACUGAAGUGUUCUUCUGUUGCUGCUCCUGGCCAGGUUAAAGAGUUGGUGGAAGAGCAACUGUUUGCACGUUAUGACCACCUGCUUCUGAAGUCUAGCUUGGACCUGAUGGCAGACGUGGUGUAUUGCCCUCGCCCGGCCUGUCAGACACCUGUCAUGCAAGAGCCAGGUUGCAUCAUGGGCAUAUGUUCCUAUUGCAGCUAUGCCUUUUGUUCUCUCUGUAGAAUGACUUACCAUGGGGUCUCUCCGUGUAAAGUCACUGCGGAGAAAUUAAUAGAUUUGCGAAAUGAAUAUUUAGAAGCAGAUGAAGCAAAUAAAAGAUUUUUGGAACAACGCUAUGGCAAGCGAGUGAUUCAGAAAGCCCUUGAGGAGAUGGAGAGUAAAGAAUGGCUAGAAAAGAACUCCAAGUCCUGUCCUUGCUGUGGUACUCAUAUAGAGAAACUAGGUGGUUGUAACAAAAUGACGUGUACUGGCUGCAUGCAGUACUUUUGCUGGAUUUGUAUGGGUUCCUUGUCAAAGGUGAACCCAUACUGGCACUUCAAUGAUCCAUCUUCCCCGUGCUUUAACAGAUUGUUUCAAAACAUGCAGGUUGAUGGUGAGUUCUGGGAGGUUGAAGAUGAAGACUAGUAGCAUUCUCUAGCAACAAAAGCUGAACAAACCAGAGACAAAUGCUUUUCAUUUUUGUGUCAAGUUUGUUUGCUUUUCACUUCCAUUAUGUGAUGAGAUGAAUGAUAACUACCUUGCACUGCAGGAUACUCAUACUUCAGAGGCUGUUGCCAAAACCAAAGGAGACCAUUUUACCCAUCCUAUGACCAGGAUCACCACCGAAGGCCCUAACAAUCACAUCGAUUGCUAGAGGCAGAUGCAGCUGGUCAGAAGUUGGAAAACUACUGGGAAAAUAUAUACUAAGAGGUGCCCCUUUUUCAAAAGCGAACAAAACUGAAGCCCGAAAUAAUAGAAAUAUUUGGGGGUUUCCUUUAGGGAGACUGGCCUUUUGAGGAUCUUGGCUCGUAACCAUUGUGGGUUUCACAGCGGGCUUAUUAUAGCUGUAGUGCUCUUUCUGGAGCUCUGGAGUGCUGCUGCUUGGAUAGGGAAGGUUUUCUGAUACAGUACACAAAACUUCUGUAUUCAGCAACCGAGCCUGUUGCUUCGAUAGCAUUUCCUGACCCAUUUCUCUGAAAAGCAGCUCAUUGCUCUGUCACUGAUACUUUCUAAGGAUGGUAAAGUUAAUUAUCCCUAACACCCUUCUUACUGGCUGUAAUACCCAGGUCUUUGCAUUACUAGGUGCUUCGGCAGAGAAUGACCAGCGGCCAUUUCCAGAAAUUUGAAUCAGCUCGAUGACUCAUCUCAGUGUUGCCGUUGUAUUCACUCACAUUGCCUCUCCUGAUUUUGACAGUGACACUGCUAAGGCAGCAAACCAAUGAAAAGUAUCAGUCAGAUGUUGAAACACAUUUUUAAGGAUACAUAGUUGAGAUUAACUCGAAUUCUUCAAGAUAUUGAAAAUUACCUUGGCUUCUCAAAUGAUGAAAUAAUUUAUUUUUUACUAACUCUUGGUAUAAGAAAUUUGAUUAGUUGAUAGUUUUGCUUCUGGACUAGAUCCCUUAUUUCCACUGUUCUUGCACUUCAAAUUAUUUAAAAAAAAAAUUGUUUCCCCUACAAGCUCAGUAAAUAGCUUUGUGAGCAUGAAAGUAAUUACUGGAGGGAACCACUAAUUUUUAAGAAGUUUUUCCACUUGCAGAAUGGUCUAAAAAUUUAUUUUUAAAUGAAAACUGCAUGUGCUGUGUUCAAAACAAUUACCAGGGCCCAGAUGGAUAGCUCAGGAGCUGGAAGACUCUUCAGAAGCUCAAGGUGAACAAUUCUGUUUUGACUUAGUAAAUAAAUUUAUACUCAGUUAUCAGGCCAAAAUAGGUGCUGAUCUAGUUCCUUUCACUGAGGAUGAAAGUCUGUACUGUUAGAAUUGGCAGUGAUUAAAAAGAUAAGAGAUGGUAAGGGCUGAUCUCUUGUAUUGGUUUAGGCUGUAGGGUAGUGUGUAGGGAAAGUUUACAUUGUGUAUGGUUUAAAUUGUAUUUCCUGCACCUUUCACAUGCACUAAAUUCACUUUAAGACAGUAAA
Molecule: messenger RNA, 3251 nt
Organism: Tyto alba (common barn owl)
Lineage: Eukaryota; Metazoa; Chordata; Aves; Strigiformes; Tytonidae
Gene: RNF14
Product: ring finger protein 14
Exons: 9
Coding region: 345-1766 (473 amino acids)
Biological process (GO): positive regulation of proteasomal ubiquitin-dependent protein catabolic process; ubiquitin-dependent protein catabolic process; protein polyubiquitination
Cellular component (GO): cytoplasm; ubiquitin ligase complex
Molecular function (GO): zinc ion binding; ubiquitin conjugating enzyme binding; ubiquitin protein ligase activity
Source: RefSeq, a predicted model, not a curated record